Molecule: messenger RNA, 3831 nt
Organism: Crotalus tigris (Tiger rattlesnake)
Lineage: Eukaryota; Metazoa; Chordata; Lepidosauria; Squamata; Viperidae
Gene: LHFPL6
Product: LHFPL tetraspan subfamily member 6
Exons: 4
Coding region: 583-1197 (204 amino acids)
Cellular component (GO): membrane
Source: RefSeq, a predicted model, not a curated record
GAUUUAAGGAGCUGUCGCUACCCAGCGCCGCUCAGUUGGAGCCAAGCCGUCUGGGGCAAAAGGCACGAGAGCCUGCCCCAGGGGAAGGUGGGGGCGGACCCCCGCCCGCUUUUGCUGCGCCUUCCCAACACCAGCCCCGGUUCUUCCCAGUGCCAGAUCGUCCCCUUUCGAGGCGGCGGUGGGAAGCCAAACUUAACGGCAAGUCCAGCGGGGCAGGCUGGCAAGCGCCUUUUCGGUGUCGACGCCCGGCCGUCCGGAGAAAGGCCGUGACUCAGCACUUUGUGUGUGUGGGAGACCCCCUGCCCACCCCAUUUUCCCGGAUUGACAGCCAGCGCGGGAGAGUUUGCACAGAGCUUCCCCCGUUUGCGCCUCUUCUUCUCGCUUCCACUGGGGAUGAAGAAGUAACAAGAAGAAGUUCCGUCUCUGCCAUACCAGGAAUCUUAAGGAUAAAAGAAGUGAGUUUGACAGCGCUUAUGGAAAAUUUCCUUGGACUCCAAGGUUCCUGGGACUGAGGAAAUACCCACAGAUUUCCAAAACUAGUAUAUCAGGUGGCGAUUUUGUUCCAAGUUCCUCUGGGUCAUCAUGACUGGGAAAAUGGCCUCUAGCCUGACUUGUACCGGAGUGAUCUGGGCCUUGCUUUCCUUCCUUUGUGCUGGAGCCUCCUGUGUGGGUUUCUUCAUGCCUUAUUGGCUGCUGGGUUCUCAGCUGGAGAAACCAGUCUCUUUUGGCACUUUCCGGAGAUGUUCCUAUCCUGUUCGAGACGAGAGCCGCCAGAUUACAGUAAUGGUGGAGCAGUGUGGACGUUACGCAUCCUUCCAGGCCAUUCCAAGUGUGGAAUGGCAGAUCUGCACAGUGGUGACCGGUUUGGGCUGUGGCCUCCUCCUUCUAGUGGCCCUCACUGCACUUAUGGGAUGCUGCGUAUAUGAGCUGAUCUCCAGGACGGUGGGCAGGGUGGCUGGAGGCAUCCAGUUCUUGGGGGGUUUGUUGAUUGGUUCUGGGUGUGCUCUCUAUCCUCUGGGCUGGGAAAGUGAAGAAGUCAGACAAGCCUGUGGCGAUCUUUCCGACCAGUUUGAACUAGGCACCUGUGAGAUUGGCUGGGCUUACUAUUGCACAGGAGGAGGAGCUGCAGGGGCAAUGUUGAUAUGCACUUGGCUGGCCUGUUUCUCUGGCAAGAAACAAAAACAAUAUCCUUAUUAAAGCCAGAAGGAAACAGAACAAAACAAACCAGUUUUGGGGAAGGGGGCGGGGGCGGGGGAACAGUUCGUAUGUUUUCUUGAGAGGAUGCAUUAACUCUUUAUUGUAGCCAGAUAAAUGCAAAGGAGAGAGUCAGUGAAGUUGGAACUGAUGUGUGAUACUGUGAAUAGGAAGGAGGCUCUCUGGGUCUUAAGAAUCUCAGACUGAGAAUCUUAAGGAGGCUAGGUUCUAACUGUAUUCUUCCUAGCCGCUUAUGGGUAUUGUCCAACCACAUGAAGUAUCCCCUCAUGAAGAGUGAGGAGAAGCAAUGGGAUUUUAGCACACAAAAGAGUUAAAGAACGUUGUCUUCAAACACCAGGGAUUGGGCCUUAGAAAAGUUUCUCAGCAAAUAUAUUUGAGAGGAAAGGGAGCGUUUCUUCCCCCUUUGUAACCUGCUUGUACUGUGAGCAAGUGUCAAUUUUCUUAGAAGUGUGGCUAUCACUUGCGUAUCUAUAGGGGAGAUUUGUUUUUAGGCCUUAAUGCAGUUUGUCUUUAACGGCAUCACGGCAUCACGGGCUGGCAGAGUACCAGAGUAUGAUUUUAAAAAAAAAAAUUUUUUUUAAUCUGAAGUAAUCAGGGGCCUUCUUUGUGAGACUUUUUGAAAGCACAGCUUCCUGCAUUUGCACAGACACUUUUCCCUCAAGCAUACACAACAAAUGUUAGCCUCAUGGAUCAGGUUUUCUUAAAAAAAUGUACAGCCUUCAGGUAUUUGACCAAUCUGCCUGUAUGUGUGUGCGUGUGUGUAAAACAAAGCAGUUUGAGUAGUAAAUUGCUGUGGCAGUUACUGUUACUCAGGCAAAUUUCUAAAGCCAAUAUAAAUCUUGUCACCUCUGCCUAAAAGCACAGAAAUCCACUCCAGAUGCUUCUUUGUCUUCACCUAAGCAUGUUACCACCUCAUCAUUUCAUUUACAGAUUACAUGCACAUUUGGCCAAAUUACCUAUUUUAUAAAAGCCUGGGUAGGUGAAAUACACCUGUUUUUUCAAAUGAAAAGAAAAACAGAUUUUAAUGGAUAGUUGGGAACAGUAAGUUGGUGGGUGUAGAAUGAAUUCAAGACCACACAAACAUAUUCUUCAGCUUCCAAAUGCCUCCUCGAGGCAGAUUUUCACAUCAGAAAUAUAUGUCAUAUCACGCACCUAUAGAGUGAAGUGUGAUCAGCCCUAUAUUUCAUACUAUUGUACACAUUCAAAAGACUUUUCAUCCAAAUGUACAAAGCUACAUACAUCGUUCCAAUGUAUCUUUCCUUGAACUUCCUUUCCCUAUAUACAUUUAAAAUAUUUAUUAAGAUUUUUUAAAAUAGAUUUAAAGACAAAUUUAAAAAAGGAAAGAAAUGCAAGAGAAAAAAGGAGGGGAAAAACUAAAUUUAAAGAAUAUAUGAAUGAUUUCUGACUUUCUUUUCAACAGAUAAUUAUAAUCUUAAUAUCCUUCCUCCCUCUUAUAUACUAUAUGAAUCUUCAGCUCAUUUAAUCUAUCUUUUUUAAUCUUCACCAAUAUAUUUUCCCUUGAACUUUCAUUUUUAUCUACAAUCAAGCAUACACGCUCUAUGCCUUUUUCUUAAGCAUAGUACACACAAAUCUCCCUCAUCAGGAAAUUAAAACAAGACAAAGGGAACAUUUCCCCUCCAUUCCAAGCUUUCCCUCUUCCCCUUCCCCCGGAGAGAAUUAACACAGGUUAUAAAUAUGUUCUUUUCUCCUCUUUCCUUCAUAUAUUCAAUACUGGGCAGGACAGCAGGGAAAGUGCCACUACCUCUGGGGCUGCUCAUAACUCUCAUGUGAAGGGAAGGGUUGCACAAUCGCACUGCAAUGCGAAAUCUGUUUUACGUGGACGGAGCACACCUAUUUCGGUGAUGCACAAGGCCACAAAGGUCAGGUCACCACUUUCACUGGGCCAGUUUUAUUUCUUUGCAACUACUACAUUCUCUGCAUAUCUUAUCAUUGCUAAGGGAUGCAAAGGCUACAACCGGAAUGUUCCAACCCGAAUAUUUCAGAAGGGAUCGAAUCUGCAAACAGUAUUUGAGUUGGAACAUUCAGAGGCAAAAGGCUUUGCCUCUCCCACUCUACUGCAUUAUGGGGAAAGACCCCUUAAUACCAGUACUGUGGAGUAAAGCAAUUGCAAUAAGUACUCUGUGCACUUAGUUUGGGUUUGUGUGUGUGUGUGUGCGUGUGUGUGUGUGUGCGCGCGCGUGUGUGUGAUAAAUUCGAAUUUCAGUAUUAUGCCACAUUUUAAACAAACAACUCUAAUGGACUUACGGGCCAUUUUUUUCCAGUAUUUUAUAUAGUGUAGAUGUGAUCUCAAGUUUUAUUGUCAUUUUUGGAACUGUAUCGAUUUUAUUAAUCUCAACAUUUGCAAUGUUAUUAAAAAUGCAAUAUUAUACUCAGCAUAUGUAGCCUUUUAGUUAAGAAUAUUCUUACAAAGGGACACUUCUGUCCAGUGACACUAAUGUGUAUGGCACAGUAGAAUAUUACUACUUAUGCAAGAGCGAUGAAAAGCAUCUUCCAGGUUUUAUUACUAAUACUGUUAGUAAUUAUUGUUGUAUUGUGCUGUAUUGUUUAUUUUAAUAUUCAUUUUUAUAAUGCAAUAUAAAAUGUACUAUUUUGUUA